UCAAUGAUCUAUUUGUAAGCAAUAUUUUUUGUUCUACUAGUCUUGAAUGCGUUUCUUUAUCGUAUUAAAAUAGGGUGUCCGAGAAACCCUUUGCAGGGAACUGUGCUUGUGUGUUACGUUCCUGUUCCCGAGUCACUGCUAGGGGUGCUUGCCCUGCGGAUGAACUUAGACAGUAGGUUGCCGCCACGAAAGACGGUGUUAACGUCGAUAGUCAGUCACUAUUCGAAUCGUUCAGUAACCCGAAUGUCAGUCGAUAUCUUCAAACUCGACGGCCAAGAUGGGAAGGCUCUCCCAAUUCAUGUGCCACAGAAAGUGGGAUUCUUAGAAACGUAUCGUUACAUCAUGGAAGAUGCAGCAGAUUCCAGAGUAGCAGAUUGGUUCUUAAUGGGCAGUCCAUUUCCAUUGCUAGGAAUUAUAUUUCUUUAUCUGCUCUUUGUUCUUCGUUUUGGGCCUUUAUUUAUGAAAAAUCGAAAACCAUACAAUCUAAAUAAGUUUAUGAUUUGUUAUAACAUCUCUAUGGCCAUCGCGAGCGCAACUGUAUUUUACGGGCUACUUACUUCGGGCUUCACCACUAAAUUCUCUCUCGGAUGCGAGACUCAUGUCAUUUCAAACGACCCUGACUCUUAUCGCACGGCUCGAUGGGUGUGGAGGCUCUUAAUGUUGAAAGUCCUCGAGUUGAGCGACACCGUUAUCUUCAUUCUCAGAAAAAAAUACAACCAAGCGUCUUUUCUUCACGUUUACCAUCACACGUCGACCGCUUUCCUUUCGUGGAUAGCCUGCAAAUUUGUCCCAGGCGGCAUGUGGACGUUCACGAUUAUGCCAAACUGCAUCGUGCACGUGAUUAUGUACACCUAUUAUCUGCUCGCCUGCUUGGGCCCACAAGUGCAAAAGAGGAUCGCACCUUGGAAACAAUAUAUUACUGGGUUACAAAUGUUGCAGUUCAUAAUCAUGAUAUGUCAUAUGUUCCAAACUUUGUUACCUACUUGCGAGCCAAAUCGGAAACCAAUAGCUUAUAUCUACAUGUCGCAGAUUCUUGUCAUGUUUUGCAUGUUUUGCGAUUAUUACAAGAAAUCAUAUCUGCGAAAAAAGACGGAAUAGAGAUUUAGAGUGACACAAAAGUUGGGGUGAUUUCGGAUUACACGCUGCUCGAAUGCUUCCUUCAAAAUCGUAGAAUUCAUCAUCGAAGAGGCGUCUCUGCAUAAACAUAAUUUCAUGGAAAAUUAAAAUGAAACAAUCACGGACGAUUACGUUUGAUAUACCGCACUGGUGGAACGUAUUAGACAGAAUAUAUUAGCAUAGGAUACGAUAUAAGAUCAAAAUUCUUUCUCUUAAAUGUUGCUUUACAAAUAUGUAUACUGCUUACUGCGAAAAUGCUUAAUUAUCAUCAAAAUUAAUAUUUUAAAUCGUACGUAUUUUAAAUGAAUCUUUCAAUAUAUCGAAUUUUUUUUUGAAGAGGUUUAAUGAAAUAUGUAGACACAAAGAAUUUAAAAUAUACAAAAUUUUUAAUAAUCACUUAUGCCAAUUGUUAUAAUUAGUCAAACAUAGAUGGAUUUUACUAGUAGUAUGCAGUUUUUCAAUAAAAAAA
Bombus impatiens (common eastern bumble bee) is the source of this 1585-nucleotide messenger RNA. RefSeq names its product elongation of very long chain fatty acids protein 1. NCBI's taxonomy places the organism in Eukaryota, Metazoa, Arthropoda, Insecta, Hymenoptera, Apidae. The transcript has 8 exons. Gene Ontology annotation, molecular function: fatty acid elongase activity. The coding region runs from base 160 to 1098 and encodes 312 amino acids. The record is from RefSeq and is a predicted model, not a curated record. Gene Ontology annotation, biological process: very long-chain fatty acid biosynthetic process; sphingolipid biosynthetic process; fatty acid elongation, saturated fatty acid. Gene Ontology annotation, cellular component: endoplasmic reticulum membrane.